This is a messenger RNA of Mizuhopecten yessoensis (Yesso scallop), 2589 nucleotides long. Its product is annotated as protein starmaker-like. Lineage: Eukaryota; Metazoa; Mollusca; Bivalvia; Pectinida; Pectinidae. The record is from RefSeq and is a predicted model, not a curated record. The coding region runs from base 81 to 2501 and encodes 806 amino acids. The transcript is spliced from 6 exons.
CGUUUGAAACGAUGCCUUACUUCCGGUGACGCCAUAUAUUUUCGCAGCUACUGUCAUUUUUUCAUUAUAAUAGCAAAGGCAUGGCAAGGUUUGUAAUAUUCCUUUCUAUUUCUGCUCUCUUGAUUUUGUCAAGUGUUGCUGCUCCGUUCAGUAGUGAUGGUGAUGUUAUCGAAGAUGUACAUAAUGAAAUAAUGGAAACUCUUGGUCAUAUACUUGAUUCUGAUACUGAUACUGAGGAGUAUAGGAAAAAGAGAGAGCUCCCUUCAUUUAACAGCCCAUCUUUACAGACAAGAAAAGAAUCUGGUAAACUUGAUGAACACGCUAAUGACGACGUCGAAGACAAUGAUGAAGUGCGUCAGAAGAGGAGUAUCUUUGAUGAGAUUUCAUCCAUUGGAAGUCUUACUGACUCUCCUACGUCCAUGCAGCUAGCAAUCCACAACGAAAUCGAUGAUAAUAAUGACAAGGUUGACGAUAAUAAUGACAGAUUAGAUGAUGAUGAUGAUGAUGACAGAGAUGAUGAUGAUGAUGAUGAUGAUGAUGAUGAUGAUGAUGAUGAUGAUGAUCAUGAUGAUCAUGAUGAUGAUGAUCAUGAGGAUCAUGAGGGCAAUAACCGAAGAAAGAGAGAUUCCGAUAUACAGAAAGGGGGAGAAGAAGAGAAAGCUGAAGAAAGAGAAAAAGGAAAAGAAGAAGAAGAAGAAGAAGAAGAAGAAGAAGAAGAAGAAGAAGAAGAAGAAGAAGGAAAAAAAGAAGAAAAAGAAGAAAAAGAAGAUGAGGAUGACAUGGGCUUUGAGAAAAACGAUAUAGAAUCGGGAGUAAAUGGUGAUGGUGACAACGAUGACGAUUUGCUGUUAGGAAGGAAGAGAAGAGACGGAGAUUCAGGCGUCGAUGAUCAUGACAUGAUAUCAUACCGGAGAAAGAGAUAUACAGAUCCAGAUAGUGAUGAUGAAGACGACGGUUUUGAGGCAACAUUGCAGACGAGGAGGAGGGUUACAAAACCCGAUCAGAAUAAACCUGUAGCUGAUGUCAAGGUAGCACCCGUUGAUGAAACAGGCCACGUGUUAAUAACUCAUACAGUGAAAGAUGCUAUCGGAGAGGAGAGCAACGAUAAAGACGACGGCGAUGCGCAUAGUGACUACAUGAAUUCGAAGCGGAAAAACAGAGAAACAGAAUUAGAGCUGAAAGCAGUAACUCAAAACAAGGUUACAGAAAGCGAUGAUUCGGGCGAUGUUCCAAUGGUCCGAGCAGUGGGAGACGUCAGCCAUGAUAAUGACAACGAAAACAGCGACGACGAGUAUGAUAUUAUGAGGAAAACGAAAGAUUUAAAAACAGAGGUAGACGAUAACGAUGAUGAUCAGGAAAAAGAGGAAGACGAUGAAUCUGACGAGAACGAUGAUGAUAGUAAACCAGUACUACGGGGAAGACAGGUUUUAAGUGAUGAUGAGGAGAACUUAGAUGAUGACGAAAACAAUGACGACGAUAAUGACGACACUUCAGAAAGACGGAAACGUGAAGCAUUUGAAAACUUUAUCGGCCUGGAUGAUGACGAUAUUGAUGACGAAGAUGAAGAUUAUAUAGGCAGAUUAAGGAGAACAGCUCAUGUUAAACCCACCUCCCCUGCUCCAUCCAAUAACACUGCUGUGACUCCGUCUCCAUCGUCUGAAGACCUGCUCCAAUCUCUUCUACGCCAGUCGAUAUCCAUGCGCGAUAACGCGUCGACAUCAAACGACGACGACGACAAUGAAACUUUCGACGACGAUGAUGAAGACGACGAUGAAGACGACGACGACAAUGAUGAUGACGAAGACGACGACGAAGACGGCGGGGGCCAUGAUGAUAACGCUUCAAAUAAGAAAAAGGAAUUAGAAAAACAACUUCGAUCCAUUAUUGAUACCAUGAGUAAACAGAAGCGAGACGCACCAGAUUAUGAACCUCAAUAUACCGACGUAGAUGAUGACCUCGAGCAAAAUGACUUCCUUAUUGAAAAAGAAGUUCCUUCGAUCAAGCCCCGUAAUUCACAAAAACACACACGGAUACACAUCUCUGAACCAUCUGACUUCGAUAUCAAUGAAGAUUCAAAGAAGUCUGCUACAGCCAUGGUAGAUGUACACCCACACCCACCGGAAGUAACAGUUCAACGUACAAGUAGUAAUGACGUUUCAAUGGCAAAAACGAAAAAUAUGGGAGGGGAACCAUCGGGUCCUAUAGCAACAAAGAGCAGACUUGAGCAGCAAUAUUCGGCGUUCUUUACGAAAAACGCCAAAAGUCGUGUCACCUGGGUGGAGCCUAAGAUGAUGCAGAACUGUUGGGCACAAGCCAUGCUAGCCUCGCGCUUCGGAUAUUCGCCCAGUUGUAACUCUGAUGGUUCUUUCUCGCCAAAACAAUGCUUCCUGGAAAGAUGCUGGUGUGUCCAUAGAGACGGAGGUCCCCAAGACUCGAACGUGAACUCACGCUUUGUGUACUCCGUGGCGGCCAUGAUGUUGGAGUGUACGCAGAAUCCAUAAACAAUGCUCGUAAAACUUACUUCAUGUCGAUGUUUGAUGACGCCCAUUUAUAGAAUCGUGUGUGUAAUAAAUUAAUGGUAAACAGCAA